This is a messenger RNA of Diorhabda sublineata, 3323 nucleotides long. RefSeq names its product ribitol 5-phosphate transferase FKRP. Gene Ontology annotation, cellular component: Golgi apparatus. Gene Ontology annotation, biological process: protein O-linked glycosylation via mannose. The transcript has 3 exons. NCBI's taxonomy places the organism in Eukaryota, Metazoa, Arthropoda, Insecta, Coleoptera, Chrysomelidae. The coding region runs from base 114 to 1634 and encodes 506 amino acids. The record is from RefSeq and is a predicted model, not a curated record.
UUAACGUGCACUCAUUUAGUUCUGUGAAAUCAACAAAUAUGAUUUAAGCAAAAAUAAAACGCUAAUAAUCCUAAGUUUUGAAUUAAAUAUCGCCUCGUAAGUUGAUUUCUAUUAUGCGUUUAAGAUCUUUUAAAUCAUUUCCAUUUUUAAUCAUUCUAAUCAUAAUAAAAAUAUUAACAUUUUACUACGCUUCUCGUUUAUUUUCUGGCCUAAUACAAACAAAUAUCGAAGAUAAACUGAUGCUACCACCAGCUUCGAAGUCGCCUAAAAAGCAUUUGAGUGAAUUAGUUACAGUUAUAAUAAGAGACUUUGAAUUACACGAAAAUGAUGUGACUCUAACCUCUUAUUCAUUUAUAAAUACUUUUGCAACUAUGCACGUAGUUAUAAUGUACGACGAGCUUCCGUACCCUCCUUUAGAUAUUACUUUAACAAAUAAUACACUUCCGUAUAUUAAAUUUGUAAAGCUGUCUCCUGAGCUAAAAACUAGCUACAUAGACCAAUAUUCUGUUAGCGACAUAAGGUCUAAAUAUGUACUGUUUGUUCCUGAUUCGACGAGAAUUACAUCAAGGCAGAGUCUACAAAGUAUGGUUAAUGCCAUUGUGAAAUUUCCAAGAAGUAUUGUUGUUGCUGCUGUUAAAAAUAAUAAAAACACAUUGCAAUGUUUAAGAAUGAAUAUUAAUAUUCGGGAAUGGACAUUAAAGUAUGAUUUGAUGAAAAGUAUGGUUUGUGACGCCGUGUCCGGAAAACACGUUAUUUUGUUGGAAACUACAACUUUAAGGAUGUUAUCUAACGCUUUUUUAAUGCCAUUCCCACAUUCUCUUUAUCUUCAAACAGCAGCUUUAAAGAUAAAGGUAAACAUAAUCAAAGGUGCAUUUUUUCAUGAAGGCAAGCCUAUAUUUCGAUCUCAUCAUGCCCAGUGGAGGCAGAAUCAAGUACAAGCAGAACGGUUAAAACAACUAUAUAAUACCUUUAAAAUCAAACAAGUUGUUAGAGAAACAGGAAUAACUGAGUGGUAUGGUUGUACCAAGGAAACAUCUAGAUGUUUUGGAACAAUCUUGGAUUCCAUGCCUUCUUACUUAUAUGAAAAAAAGUGGACGCCACCUUGUUGUUUAUCGAAUUUGCGAAAAACUGCAAAACAUUUAUUCAGUGUUUUGGAUGAAACUGGUAUCCGCUACUGGUUAGAAGCUGGAAGUUUAUUGGGAGCAAUGAGAAACGGGGAUAUACUACCGUGGGACCAUGACGUUGAUGUGGGAUUCAUAAGAGAAGAUCAAGACAGAUGUUCUUGGUUGAAAAUGGCCAAAACAAAACCUGUAAUCGAUUCGAAAGGGUUUCUGUGGGAAAAAGCUACUGAAGGUAAUUUCUACAGAGUACAUUUUAGCAAAACUAAUAGAAUAUUUGUCAACCUAUUUCCUUUCUAUUCAAAAAACGGCACUAUGAGUAAAGAUUCUUGGUAUACUAGUCAUAAAAAUAUGGAGUUUCCUGAACAUUUUUUGCACCCAAUGUCUAGUAUUGAUUUCAUUGGGAGAACUGUACCGAGUCCUAAUAAUAUUAGAGAUUUUUUGGAAUUAAAGUUUGGUAAAGGUUCCAUAGAAACACCGGAAUAUCCAAAUCCGAGAAAACUGAAGUUUCCCUGAGUUUUCAAAUAAUCAAAUAAUAAGAGAAAUAUUUCUUCCUUUAUAAUUACUUCAAGUAUGCCAAAUUCUGUGUAAGAUUGAACCACUUCCAGUCUUCUUGUCUGAAUAUCAUUUAUGCUCGAAAUAAGUGAAAUAGUUACAAGUCCAAAUAUUUCUAAUGAUUUCUAAUAAAGUAUAACAGAGAGGGUGUUUGAUACAGAAAUAAUUAUAUCAUACUCUCCAUCGCUAUAUCUUUAAAUCAUCUCAUAAUCCUUAGCAGUUGGUCUGAUCGAGUUUCCAAAUAAAAAUAUUUUUUUGAUCUUCAAUAAAAACGUAGUCAAAGUAGUGAUUUCUAUUAGUGAUACUGUUAUUUGCUCUGAUAUUGUAAUAACGAAUUUUAUAAUACUUAAUGUCGCAGAUGCCAAAUAUUCAAAGUUCCACUUUCUUCGUGUAAUUUGUAAUACAAAAGUAAUCUCCAAAAACUAAGCAUUGUCAAAAAAUAUUGAAACCAAAAAUAACGUUUUGUUAGUGCAUUAAUUUUGGAGGUUAUUUUAUAUUUAGAUAUAACGUAAAUAAAAACAAGGUGUUUUAACACAGCUAUUUGUUUCUUAUGAUUUUUAUUUACAAAACAUAACAGCUGGUUUGCAUGGUUGCCUUGUUGUAAUUUUUUUCCAACUGUUACCACAAAAUUAUGACAUUGGUUACAAUCAAGUGAACCAAUUGUUCAAGUUUGAAACCUUGAAUUUGAAUUUUUAACGUAACGUUCGGUACUCUCUUCUUGGUGGUUAAUUAUGAUAGAAAAUUUUGUCACGAUUGCAACACAAACGAAAUUCAAAACACAAUUAUGACAAUAAAUCUGACAACAUCGAAGAUCGAUGUCAUAUGGCUGCCAACGUUCAGGAUAUAAUAUUCCCUGAUACACGAGAAAUUAUCUCAUGUACACUUUGGGUUUUUAGAUUUUGUACAAUUGCAAUAAUUGUUACAAUAAAUGUACGUGAGAGUCUAGAAAAAUUAGGAAUUACCGAAGAGUAGUAGUUGGUGUUAGUGGAAUAAAAUAUAAUUUUUUUAUAAUCUUUUUAUUUGCAGAGAGAAACGUUUCACAAAUAUUUUGUAAUCAGAGAAAAACCUCAACCCAACCAUCCCCCUCAGUCAGUUUUUUAUUGGGUUCUGAAACGAUAAGAAGAUCCGCUUCGAGUUGUGCAGCUUUAGCGUGGGUCAGGUCAUGUGAUAGUUUGGCCCUUCCCACGUUAAUCUGCAAAACCCUGAUACCGGUGUUGCUAGAGGUAAAAAGAAGUAAAAACAUAAAUAAUAGGAAAGUUAUGCUGAUAUAAUCUUAAUAAAACACAGUUUAUGGUGUGUAUUAAAAAUUCAAAAUUACCCGAAGCGUUGUACUCAUUUUCGCUUUCAUAUGGUUAAAUGAGUUUACAGGGGGCUUUCCAAAAGUACUUUCACAAUAUCUUACCGCUCGUUUUGUUUCAUAGAGUUAAUAUUAAAGAUAGAGAGAUCGAAGUAUGAUAGCUUGUUCAAGUGCCUCUCUCUCCAUUUUUGAAUAUCAACUCUCUUUCGUUUGCUGUAAAACACCUUGUGUAUGUCGAAUCUAUUUUCUUUAAAUAUCUACGAACAUUGUGCCAAAGAUAUUUCUAUAGAUGUAAAAUUAUUAUGCGUUAAAAUAAUGUAGAAUUUUAUUUAUUGUUAUAAUAAAAUUUUUGA